Propithecus coquereli (Coquerel's sifaka) is the source of this 2116-nucleotide messenger RNA. RefSeq names its product TELO2 interacting protein 2 (gene TTI2). Gene Ontology annotation, cellular component: nucleoplasm; centrosome; cytosol. Lineage: Eukaryota; Metazoa; Chordata; Mammalia; Primates; Indriidae. The record is from RefSeq and is a predicted model, not a curated record. Bases 386 to 1912 code for a protein of 508 amino acids. The transcript has 7 exons.
AGGUACCUGUCCAUUGUGCUCGUGUCAUGCUCAGGAGUUUAUUUCUUAAACUUUGAUUUUUUUUCUUUUGAGUCUUCAGAAAGGCUGUAGUAAUUUCUCCACUUCACUGUUACAAGCCUGAGACUCUGUUACUAGAGAUUUCCCUUUCCCUUUCUGGGGGUCCCUUCCCUUACACUCACUUUAUUCUUAUCCCUGUGAGACUCCCCCUUCUCCAAGACGUCUUGCCGUUUUAUUUAAUUUGAUUUUAGUUAUUAAUGUUCUCUGGGAGAAGUUCAGCCUCCGGUGACCUCUCCUUCCCUCUUUAGCGGGAUCGCCUUUUCCUCUUUCCCUGCCUCCGUCCUCGUCCUCUGCGGGCGACCAGCCCUUCCGUGCUGCAGUCUGAGGAAUGGAGCUUGAGCGCGCUCGGGAAACCCGGCCGCAGGAAGGCUCUUCCUCGCCUGGAGAGUGGUGUCCCUCCGCCCUUGGACGGGCCUUCUCCAAGAUUCUGCACUGUCUUACCGGCCAAGAGGCACGACUGGGCACAGCAAGAGACGCAGCUCUUAAAGACCUCGGUGCUCUAAUAGAAGACACAGAGUGUGAUAGGUUGUUUGAGGGGAGUGGCGCACCGCUCCGCGGAAUGACUGAGCUCCUAGGGCGGGUGGCGAAAGCUCUGGAGAAGUAUGCAGCCCCACCUAAGGAGGAGGACGGUAGAGCCGAGGGUCACAAUCAAGUGGCCGAGAAAGCAACAGAAGUCGGGUUACUGUUUCUUAAGCUGUUGGGGAAAGUUGAGGCUUCCAAGAAUUCUCCGGUCUGCCCUGAAUGGAAGACAGGUCUCCGUCACUUGGCGGGACCCAUCUACGUUUUUGCCGUCACACACAGCUUGGAGCAACCGUGGACCAGCCCAAGAUCACGGGAAGUUGCUAGAGAGGUUCUCGCGUUACUGCUUCAAGUUACCGAAUGCGGUUCUGUGGCAGGAUUUCUACACGGAGAAAAUGAAGAUGAGAAAGGGAGAUUUGCUGUGAUACUGGGACUUCUCAAACCCGAUUUGAAUAAGGACUCCUGGAAGAAUAACCCUGCCAUCAAACAUGUUUUCUCAUGGACUCUGCAACAGGUCAGUCGACCCUGGCUGAACCAACAUCUAGAAAGGAUACUUCCCCCUUCAUUGCUUAUCUCAGAUGAUUAUCAAACUGAGAACAAAAUCCUGGGUGUACGCUGCCUGCAUCACGUUGUGCUUAACGUGCCAGCUGCUGAUUUGCUCCAGUAUAACAGAGCCCAGGUUCUAUACCAUGCCAUUUUCAACCACCUGUACACACCAGAACACCACCUCAUUCAGGUCGUGCUCCUGUGUCUGCUGGAUUUAUUCCCUGUCCUGGAGAAAGCCCAGCAGUGGAAGGGAGAUGGAGCUCGACCCACCACACACUGUGACGAGGUGCUGCAGCUGAUCCUGACCCACAUGGAGCCAGAGCACCGCCUUCUCUUACGCAGGACCUAUGCGAGACACCUACCGGCUUUCGUGAAGAGGUUGGGGAUCCUAACCGUCCGGCACAUGAAGAGGCUGGAGCGAGUCAUCAUUGGUUAUCUGGAGGUUUAUGAUGGACCAGAGGAGGAGGCUAGAUUGAAGAUACUGGAAACUCUGAAACUUCUCAUGCAGCAUACUUGGCCCAGAGUUUCCUGCAGACUUGUGGUCUUAUUGAAGGCUCUUCUGAAACUGAUAUGUGACGUAGCAAGGGACCAAAACCUUACACCAGAGCCUGUUAAGAGUGCCUUGCUGCAGGAGGCCACAGACUGCCUGAUUCUCCUGGACCACUGCUCCCAAGGACAGGUGAAGGGUCUCCUGGCCAACACGCUCCAUAGCUGUGAGGACAGCAAGGUGGUGAACUGUAUCAGAAAAGUGCAACAGGUUUCUGAAGGCACUCCCUUCGAUGGAACUUGAGAUUUGUAUUACUUUCCCAAGAGAAAAGGAUUUUUCUUUCCAUCUGGAGUUAUUUAUGGAAAAAGGUAUUUAUACACUAAACAUUGUUUAAGUUAGAACUGCUUUUUCCUUCUUUUUUUCCUUUUACCCCCAUAAGAGUAGGGAAAAGAGAACAAGAAAAAAUUGAAGUCUUACCAUUUCUAAAUAAAGUUUGGGAGAAAAAAG